Molecule: messenger RNA, 1711 nt
Organism: Notothenia coriiceps (black rockcod)
Lineage: Eukaryota; Metazoa; Chordata; Actinopteri; Perciformes; Nototheniidae
Product: disks large-associated protein 1-like
Exons: 4
Coding region: 48-1667 (539 amino acids)
Biological process (GO): signaling
Cellular component (GO): postsynaptic specialization; glutamatergic synapse
Molecular function (GO): molecular adaptor activity
Source: RefSeq, a predicted model, not a curated record
AGAUUCGGGGCCCGUGCAGACUUCCAGUUGCACGUCGUUCGGUCACCAUGACGAUGAAAGGCCUGUCUAACAGCCGCAGCCUCCACCACACGGUGACCUGCGACCCCUCCUACGACUCCAUGACGCUCGGACGCUCCGACCGCCGCUCCUUCUUCCUCAAUAACCCCGGGGAGUCUCACCCUGCAGACCACCACCACAACAACAACAACAACCCUGGAUUCCCCCAACGAAACUCUUUCCACUCCGAAUGCGGCGCCUACCCGGAUAUUUCCAGCUGCACUUUCCCCCGCAGACACUACAGCUCCAACCACGAGCUGAAGGAGGAGUGUGGAGCUCUGGUGCCUUACACUGGGCAAACUGGGAGCAUUAAAGGAAACAACAACAACCGGACCCCCGCCAACCUGUUGGAGCAGUUUGAUCGCCAGGCUCCGAUGCAGCGUGAAGGAUAUCACACUUUACAGUAUAAACGAACUGCGGUGGAGCAUCAGCGCAGCGACAGCCCCGGGCGAAUUCGACACCUCGUCCAUUCUGUACAGAAGCUUUUCACCAAGUCUCACUCCUUAGAGGGGCCUUCAGGAGGAGGGGGAAUAGGAGGAGGAGGAAGCGGAAAGAUGAACGGCAGCAAAUCCAGCCCUGACGACCCGCCUUCCUCCUCCUCUGGCACGCUGAAACACAGCAAGCGCAGUAAAAGCAAAGAUCGAUCCAAGUCCGAGCCCAAAAUGCGCUCCGCCAUCUCCGGAUACUGGAGUUCAGACGACACCCUGGACCACGAGAUGUGUCUCUAUCAUCAUCAACAUGGAGGAAAUGGAGGAGGACGUCCAUCGGGGGUCAUGACUAUGGGGCGCCACCCGGAGAAAUCGCAGUCCCAAUACUUCAUGGAGUCCUACAACACCAUCAGCGCUCACUCUCUGAAGACGUCGCGCAGCAACAACGAUGUGAAGUGCUCCACGUGUGCUGGAGGAGGGGGAGGGGGAGGUUUGCAACUUGUCGGCCCGUUGGAGGGUCAAGUGCAGCUGAAGAAGAGCUCGUGGUCGUCCACUCUGACGGUGAGCAGAGCGAGGGAGGUCUACCAAAAGGCCUCGGUCAACCUAGAUAAAGCUCUAGUGAAAGCUGAGCAGGGGCGCACCUGCCACUUCCUACAGCCGCAGCGUGUUCCUCCUGAUGGAAAUGUUUUGGGCUGUGUUGGCACCCGUCAGCCACCGAUUUCCACGGAGCAUUCGCCAAAGCUUCAGAUCCGGAGUCACAGCUACCUGCGGGCGGUGAGUGAGGUUUCCAUCAAUAGGAGUCUGGACAGCUUGGACCCGGCAGGGCUGCUGGCCUCGCCUAAAUUUCGCUCGAGAAACGAGAGCUACAUGAGAGCCAUGAGCACCAUAAGCCAGGUGAGCGAGGUGGAGGUGAACGGGCAGAUCGAGGCGGUGUGUGAGGCGGUGUUCAGUGAGAUGGAGUCGCAGGCGGUGGAGGCUCUGGACCUGCCGAUGUCCGGCUGCUUUCGCAUGAGAAGCCACAGCUACGUACGUGCCAUAGAGAAAGGCUGCUCGCAGGAGGAAGAGGAGGGAGGAGGAAGAAAAGGAGGCGUCGCCAACUCCCCCCCGCGCACCACCACCACCGUCAGGACCAUCCAGAGCAGCACAGGUCGGUGGGACUCAUGUACUGAUGAACAUGUGUGAGCAUGCAUAAUCCAUGGUGCAUUAUGAAUUAAUAUGUGUGCAUA